This is a messenger RNA of Chenopodium quinoa (quinoa), 5417 nucleotides long. Its product is annotated as protein SUPPRESSOR OF PHYA-105 1-like. Gene Ontology annotation, molecular function: protein binding. The record is from RefSeq and is a predicted model, not a curated record. The coding region runs from base 865 to 3936 and encodes 1023 amino acids. Gene Ontology annotation, biological process: photomorphogenesis. Lineage: Eukaryota; Viridiplantae; Streptophyta; Magnoliopsida; Caryophyllales; Amaranthaceae. The transcript is spliced from 10 exons.
UUAUCCAAAUCAUUCAAGUUAAUAAAGCAAAAAAAAUAAUAUCCAAACGAAUAAAACUGGAAAUUUUAAAUAGUAAUUCUUGAUUUAGACAAUCUAUUAAUGUAAACCUAUGUUUUAAGUCGAGUUAACUCAUAAUUCUUCAUAAUAAUAAAAGAGGAAAAUUCUAUUUAAAAAAGUAAGAGAAAAAAUCUACCCAAAAAAAAAAAAAAAAAUCCAAUAAUUGAAAAAGAGUCUGAUACGACAUCAAUGGCUACCCUUGAUUGCGGGGGUCCUAGUAUAUUGGCGAGAUGACACUUCAACCUGUUUUGUUUGAGACAUCAGAUUAUGUAUGUGUCAUCCAUUAAUGGAUUUAAGACACUUCUACUUUCGCUACCAUUUCUACUUUCACUACCAUUUCUACUUUCAUUUUUCCUUUUCUUUUUUUUUUUAGCAUUUUAUUUUUCUACCCAAUUUUAUUAUUUUUUUUGUGGUCUAGGAAAUUCGGCGUUGGCAAGCGAAUCUGGAUACGUAUUGCCGCCCCUCGAAAACUUAUAACUACCCUUUUCUUCCCUAGUUUGGCAACAAUACUAUUGAGAGUAUUCACAAUUUUGAUUGAAUAAAGAUUGGAUUUUUUUUUUUUCAUUAUUAAUUGAUUUUUUGGAGUAAAAUAUAAUUUCAGAAACCCAUUUCCCCCCUAAUUUUUAACCAUUUUGAAGAUCACAAGCUAAAGAUUGUUUUUGUUCUUCUAAAUUUCCCACUUACCUCUUUCCUCUGAGAAUGCUCUGAUGAGGCUGAUCUGUUGUGGUAUAAGUAUUGUAACAUUGAGGUGUGUAUCGUGAUGAGUGACUUAGCUCUACUGGCACUGUAAAGUCCUCUGUGGAGGCAAUGGUUGCUAAUGAUCUAGAAGAGAUCGAGAUGGAUAGUUCAGAUUCUCCAUUGAAGCAGGAGGACUGCCCUAAGUUGGCUUCGCCAGUCAUUUACGAUUCGGUGAGAAGUCAGUUGCAGGGGACUACAGAACAUGAUUGUACAGACACAAUAGGAAGCAAUGAUUCAGAGCAAUUUGGAAUGAGAAUUUCAGGGUUGGAGUUGUCUUAUGCUGCCAAUGCUGGCCCCCAGUCACCUGCACAAACAGGCCAUGUAGGUAAUAAUUUAAAAUUCGAAAAUAACAAGGACCAUGUCUUAGAUAUAUCCAAUUUUUCUAGUAGUAAAGAUGCGGAUUUGAAGAAGGGUCACUGGCCACACUUGUCUCAGAUGGUAGCUGGCCCUAGGAAUACAAUACCUCGAAGAGAUUCACUUUCAAGAGCUAAGGAUAAGCUUAUGGUUAGCAUCAAAGAGAACUCCAGGAAAGGUGAUAUUGAUGCGUGGAAUAUGAGGCAUCUGAAGAUCAAACACGUUGAUGAGACAGGAAGAGUGUGCUCGGAUGUAUUGCAUGGGAAGAAUCUCAAUACCGAAAGUGCAUUGCUUCCUCAGGAUGCUAGGUUGAGAAUUUUAUCCACAUCUAGUUUCUCACAUUUUUUUGGGAAGAAAACUGCUAAGGGUAAAGGGGUCAUUGAUGGGCGGCUAGGAGAUGAAAUCAAUCUGGACAAUGAUGGGCUUGAUGGCAAUUUUGAGAGUUAUGGAAGGAGGUUAGCUACAUCAGGCAUGACUUCUGAAGACCAAAUGCAGCCCUUGCUACGUUGCAGCAGUGGGAUUGUAAACCAUGAUGGAGUUGACCUGAGAGAAUGGCUUAAGCGUGGUCAUCGUGUGAAGAACAAAGCUGAAAGCCUUAAUUUUUUCAAGCAAAUUGCUGAGCUUGUAAAUUCAGCACACUCUCAAGGUGGUGUCCUACAACAAUUGCGGCCAUCAUAUCUUGUUAUAACUCCAUCAAAUGAGCUAAAUUACAUUGGCUCAUCAACCCAGAUGGACUUGCAUGUUCCUAAAUCCUUUGCUGGUUGCAAGAAAAGGCUCCCAGAAGAAGAUAUCAGUGCUUUCUGUGCCUCUGAUCUGAAGCAACAGAAAGUCCUGAAAGUCCAUAAUCAUGCAUUUUCAGCCUCCUUAGUAACUGGGGUUAAGACUGCUACAGUUCGAGAAACCAAAUAUGAUAUAGGUAGCUCAUCUGUUUCUUAUUAUCCCAACAACAAGACUUUGAGCAUGAUGAGCCAUGGGGUUACUGGGUUGGAGAAGUCUCCUCUGACAAACCUCCAGCUGGAGGAGAAGUGGUAUACUUGUCCUGAAGAGUUUGAUGAGAAAGAUUGUAAAGUUUCUUCAAAUAUUUAUAAUCUUGGAGUGCUGCUUUUUGAGUUGCUUUGCUCAUUUGAUUCGUUGGAUUCUCAUUGUGCUGCAAUGUUUGACUUGCAACAUCGGAUUCUUCCACCAUUUUUUUUGUCUGAAAACCCAAAAGAAGCUGGAUUUUGUCUUUGGCUCAUCCAUCCUAAUCCAUCAUCUCGUCCAACAAUAAGGGAGGUACUUCACUCUGACCUUUUUUGCGGAUCCCAAGAGUUGAAUGUUAGUGAUGAAUUGGCAGUGUUUACUGAUGAUGUUAAUAUGGCUGAGUCAGAGCUUCUGCUGGAUUUUAUAGUUUCUCUAAAAGAGAAGAAGCAGGACCAUGCAAUGAAAUUAGUUGAAGAUAUUAGAUGCAUAGAAACUGAUAUAAAAGGGUUAUUGGGGAAGCCUUCUUCUAGAGCAUCCCCACUUUGUGCUAAAAGAGACUACAAUCUUCAAGAUUUUAUCAAGUCUAUUACUAGGUCGGGUAGUAAUGAGGAUAGAUUAAGAGAUGAUAUGUCACAGCUUGAGAAGGCUUACUUUUUACUGCGAAACCAAACUACUUCAAAAGCUGGUGCUGGUAGAGAAGAUAGAGACUUGUUGAAGAAGAGGGAAACUUGGUCUCAGAUGCAAAAACAGAACGAUUUGGUAAAUAUAAAUCAGGAAUCUGCAUGUGGGUUGGAUGUAUUUUUUGAAGGACUCUGCAAAUUUACUUGCUAUAGUAAAUUUGAGUUGCGUGGAACUCUAAGGAAUGGUGAUCUUUUAAACUCUGCUAAUGUUAUAUGCUCUCUGAGCUUUGAUCGUGAUGAAGAAUACAUUGCUGUAGCUGGAGCAUCCAAAAAAAUCAAGAUAUUUGAGUAUUCUGCUCUUGCAAAUGAUACUAUUGAUAUCCACUAUCCUGUGAUUGAAAUAGGAAAUAAAUCCAAGCUUAGCUGCAUUUCAUGGAACAGCUACAUCCGGAACUAUUUGGCUUCAACUGAUUAUGAUGGUGUUGUCCAGGUGUGGGAUGCAAGCACUGGUGUGUCAUAUUCACAGCACACUGAACAUCAGAAAAGGGCUUGGUCAAUUGACUUCUCACGAAUUGACCCAACAAUGUAUGCCAGUGGAAGUGACGAUUGCUCUGUGAAACUCUGGAGUACUAAUGAAAAAAGAUCAACCUGUACCAUCUGGAGUCCUGCCAAUGUCUGCUGCGUACAAUUCUCCCCUUACUCUUCUCAUCUAUUGAUGUUUGGUUCUGCUGACCACAAGAUUUAUGGCUAUGAUCUUCGGCACAUGAGAAUCCCUUGGUGUACAUUAUCUGGUCAUGAGAAGACUGUUAGCUAUGUCAAAUUCAUGGAUUCCGGAACACUGGUUUCUGCUUCAACAGACAAUACGUUAAAGCUCUGGGAUCUUAACAAAACAAGUUUAUCUGGCAUGUCCUCAGAUGCUUGUCAUUUAACCUUUAGUGGUCAUACUAAUAAGAAGCAUUUUGUAGGCUUGGCUGUUUCGGAUGGAUACAUAGCGUGUGGUUCAGAAAGCAAUGAGGUUUUCACUUACUACAAAUCCUUGCCAAUGCCAAUCACCUCUUACAAACUUAGUUCCAUCAAUCCUUUGUCUCAGCAUGAGGUUAGGGAGGAUGAUGGACUUUUUGUAUCAAGUGUCUGUUGGAGAAGCAAAUCAAACACUGUCCUUGCGGCUAAUUCAAGCGGAAGCAUAAGGUUAUUGCAACUGGUAUAAUUGAUAAAAUGCCGAAUGCUUCUUCAUCAGUGAGUGAAUGAGUCCAUAUUGGGAAUAUGUUUGCUUGUCAGUGGUGGCAUAAUUUCUGAAUAAAUAGCAGCUAACAAUUCAAAAGAAGCUUGAGUUGCAUUAGACAACCAAUGCAAGAGAUUCAGUUAAGGUCAUAAUUAUAGCAAGGAGUCAGUAAAGAUUAGCGAGGAGAUGGGGGAGAAAAGUUGACUUCCUUUGGGUUUGGAUGCUAUCAGGCUGGAAGGUUUUCCAUAAGAUGAACUGCUAUCCAUGACAAGUAAACUAGUGGCUCAAAGGAGAUAAAGUAGUGCUCUUGCUGAAGGCUUCCUGUACGUGGCUGAGUUGGGAUCCUUUCAUCUCAGUUAUAUAACUGGAAAAUUGAGUAGCUAUUUGAUGUUGAAAGCUUCUCUUUUCAAUAUCCAAUAAUAUGAAAGGUCUCUUGUCAUGUAUUUUGAUAUAUCCUUCCAGAACACUGCUUGUUAGGGAGUGCCGUGUUCUUCAAGUUUUGAUCCUCUCUCUAUUAUUUACUGUCUCUGCCUGAGGAUCAUAAGAUAGAAAAGACCUCUCUGGAAGUUGACAUAGUAAACACAACAUAGAGCUUAACUUACAUGUUCUAUUGCAUAUCCACCAAGCAGCUACUUUGAAAAGGAUUUAAGAUGCUCCAGUAAAAUCAGCUGCCUGUUUUGCUAUUUGCAAGCACCCACAAGCUGUACCUUAGGUUUCUGGGAAGGUUAUAAGAUGCUGUAUUGAAGCUCUGCUGGGAAUUUCACAAAUUUGAACUAUAUAUGACUCUAGCAGGGAUUGGAUUCUUCCUUUCCGUGAUAGAUAGAAGAGGAUCAUCUGCAGUUGUCACAUGAUCAUCUCCAGACAUAGAAGCUGCUUCACUGCCAGAUUCUGAGGCAUCUUUGAUAUUAGAUAUACAUUUUUCCCUCUCCAUGACUCGAAAUGCAAACAUCUGAAAUGGGAUUUCUGAAACAGGAUAUGGCUCAUUGCUCAUCCAAGAAGAAAAUUUCUUUAGAAACCCUGACUCAAUAUCAUAGUAAUCAAUAUAAGGAACAGGGGUAUCUGGGUGGCUGUAGUCUGAGUUCAUCAUGAGGAAUCUUUUGAUAUAACGAAGUAUCCUGCAAAUGGAUGAGAAAGUUGGCCGUUGAUCUGGGUCUGUAUGCCAACAUCUCUUAAUAAAAUUUGUCAUAUAUUUAGGGCAGUGGUGUGGAAAGAGUGGCCUUUCCCCAACCCUAAUGUUUCGACUCAUCUUUUCUCCUUGAAGAUGGGAGUCUUCAAAUGGGACUUUUCCCGUGAGAAGUUCAAAACAGAUCAUACCAAAGCUAUACACAUCAGACUUCUUUGUGUACUUUGCAUCAUCAGUUGCACCUUUUGACUCUUCUUGUUCUGUUAAGACUUCUGGGGCAUGCCAGAUGAAUGAUAGUUCCUCACUUGGGUUUGAUUUAUUCUGAGAGUGCCUUGUCACUGAU